Messenger RNA from Aspergillus wentii DTO 134E9, 1114 nucleotides. RefSeq lists its product as uncharacterized. Lineage: Eukaryota; Fungi; Ascomycota; Eurotiomycetes; Eurotiales; Aspergillaceae. Bases 29 to 871 code for a protein of 280 amino acids. The transcript is spliced from 2 exons. The record is from RefSeq and is a predicted model, not a curated record.
AACAAUUCCUCCACACGAACUGUGCGAAAUGACAAAAACACCGGUUUUUGCACUCCACUUGAAGGACUGGAGUCUCCCAGGGGCUCACAGAAUCCUACAAGUAAUCCACAAUGUCGAGAUCCUCCAGGAAGCAGCGACCUUUAUACUCGACAACCUUUUCAACGAUGAGAUUCCGCCACCCGAAGUCCAGUCAAUCACCAUCAUCGUCACAACGGAUGAUUUCCUCAGGAGCAUAGGAGCAGCCGCUUUCCAUUCCAGCUCCGACCUAGAUCCAACACGACGGACGAUCGAAAUAUCCGAAACCUGGCUCUCGAGCCUAUCACCCGAGAGACUUGCUGCAGAACUUCUCGGCGUUCUGAGACACGAGCUAGUACAUUGCUUCCAGCCUGAACCUCCCACACAGACACCUAGCGGUCUCGUUGAAGGGAUUGCAGAUUGGGUGAGGCUUAUUUCGGGGCUUAGACCGCCGCAUUGGGAAGCGCGGAAGACGUCCUGGGACGCUGGAUAUGACACUACGGCGUAUUUUCUGGCAUACUUGGAAGAGGAAUAUGGAAGGGGGACUGUUGCGGCUAUCAAUAACAAGGCUUUUUGUGUGGAUUACUCUCCGGCUAUCUGGAAGGAGCUGCUGGGAAAAGACGUGGAUAUGUUGUGGGAUGAAAAAAUGGACUCGCCCUCCGACAGCUCUACGAAUUCCUCGCCCUCAAAGAAUUGGGCAGAAAAGCUCGACGAUGCAAACGCCGAACCACACGGAUUGAGGCAGCAGCCGUGGAAGAAGAUCCUCAAAGAAGAUGAGAAACACCAUUCAGGCCCGGACCUGGCGCCCAUAGACUGCGCAGGAUGUAUCCCACCGACCCCCAGUGUUGCGGCUUGACAGUGGAAUUAUUGUCGUUGAUCAACAACUACUAUAUAUUGAUUUGUGCUAGUGUCAACUGAGAGGGUACUUCUAUCAAGGCAUGAGGAGCCUAAGAGUGAAGCCUAGUAAAUAAGACUGUAGAGAACCACCGAUGUGGCAAUAGUCUGGAUACUCCGACUUAACAUUAUCAGAGCUUGAGAUUAACUCAUCUGCCACUUCAACCCAAGUUCAGAAAGUAUAAUAACAGAAAGAGAAAUAGGC